CCCGGAAGCGGUGGCGGGAGCGGCGGGGCCGCGCCAUGGCGGGGACGGCGCUCAAGCGGCUGAUGGCCGAGUACAAGCAUGCUACAUCAGAGAGGAGAGAAGAAAACAAAAUUUCUGGCAGAGCGGAAAGAACAAGAUUCUGGUUUCAAGCAUCUCAGUCCAGAUGCUGUCAGAUAUUGAGAGCUGACCCUGAACCCACCGGAAGGGAUAGUAGCAGGUCCCAUGAAUGAAGAGAACUUCUUUGAGUGGGAAGCUCUGAUUAUGGGUCCUGAAGACACCUGUUUUGAGUAUGGGGUUUUCCCUGCUAUUCUGAGCUUUCCACUCGACUACCCGUUAAGUCCUCCGAAGAUGAGGUUCACGUGCGAGAUGUUCCAUCCGAACAUUUACCCAGAUGGGAGAGUUUGCAUCUCUAUUCUUCAUGCUCCUGGGGAUGAUCCCAUGGGAUAUGAGAGCAGCGCUGAGCGGUGGAGUCCUGUGCAGAGUGUGGAAAAGAUCCUCUUGUCAGUUGUUAGCAUGCUGGCAGUCUUUCUCGUUUCAGAGCCAAAUGAUGAAAGUGGAGCCAAUGUAGACGCCUCGAAGAUGUGGCGGGAAGACAGAGAACAAUUUAACAAAAUUGCCAAGCAGAUUGUGCAGAAGUCACUUGGACUUUAAGCUCACAAACAGACUGAAGUGUUUUGUAUUUCUCUCCGCCUGAAAACGAGCAGUGCUCAGUGCUGGUACCAAAAAGGAACACUUUGCAAAACUAUUAGCCUAGUUAUUCUUAUCAUUCGUUAUUUAUUUACCAUCUCUUUUCUUCUUCCACUGCUCCAGAGAAGCCUCUAGUUCACUCACUAAAUUGUGUGGAAAAGGGAUUUAAUACUAUGGAAAAAUAUGGAGACAAUGCUGUUUCAAAGGCUGCUUGUUGCUACCUCACUUCAUCGUAUGGAAAGCUUGGAGACUUUGCAAUCUGCAGCCCGCCUUCACCAAUCUGCUGUUUGAGAACAGAGCUGGUUUGGAUCACCUGCUGGAAGAAUUAGUUGUAUGUUUUUCUAGGUAGCAUUGCAUCUGGAGCACCAGUAGGCAGGAAAUAAUCUAUCAAUUUUAUGAUACUCACUAAGUUAAGGACAGCAUUUGCAGUCAGCACUGAGUUGAAGAGUAUAGUUAGCAAGAGAGGCUAUAAAACAAGGUUAUAGUCAGAAUGCAUUAGCAAAGAAAGUGAUUGUGCAGCAUGUAACUUUAAAAGAAGAUCUAGGGAGUUGUUGUCGGUGUCUGACUGGGGGUCCAGAAUGGGCUGGUGUUCCCAUUUAACACUGUGAGUUUGUAUUGAGCCUUUGAGUCAGUGUUUGCUUGGAAGAAAUCCCAAGAGUUGCUUUAUUACUCCUUGAAGACACUUAAUUGUAAACUUUACAUUCAAUUAGAGGUGCAAGAUGUGAAAACUGGAUUCUUAAAGGUUUUGGUCAGGUUCACCAUGGACGAGGUAGGUCAUUGGCAGCCUGAAAGUCCAGUGAGAAUGUGUGUGCUCCACUGGGCAUGUAAAAUAUCUCUGCAAUACUGUCAGCUCCUCUUCUGUUGACAUUUGGGUGUUGAGAGGAUUAGGCACUGCUGGCCUUUGCCAUUACAGCCCAGGUCACCCGUUUUUCAGGUGAACCAGUGAAGAGGGACGUGAUGGAUUUUGUAAAAUGAACUGUAACACUUCUUUAUGCUGACUGCUCUUGUGUAUUUAAAUAUUAGUCAGAGAAGACACCGACUGUGUUCUCUAGGGGAUGGUACGACACAUGUUUAGAACUGCAGAGCAUUGUAGCCAACCAUUGGUGGAGGGUGUGGAAAGCAUGAGCAGCCACAAUCAGUUUGUAAAACUGCUUAGGGGCCACUGAUGACCUUUGUGCUUUGCAGGUGAAUCUCUUGUGUAGGUCCAAAUCUUCUCCAAUUUACUACAAGCAAUAACAUGCCCAUUGAUAGGACAUGAAAACAAAUUUUGUUGGCAGCUUUAAAUGGGCUACAUUUGAAAAGGGCUUUGCUUUUUUUUUUUUUUUUUUCCCUCCCCUGUGACAAGCCUGUGACAUUGAAGGAGUCGCACCGUGGAGAAAGCUUUACAGAGGUGAUUGUGUGCAUGCGCAUGUGUACAACUCAUCAGUAUUUAUGUCUUGCUGUCCAUGCUGCAUAUUCACGUGCUGCAGAUCGCGGUAUACCAUUGUUCUGCACCUCUGAAGAGUUUGUAUUGCUACAACUUGCUGAUUCUGCCUCCUUGUAGAAGUAAUUCUUCUUGCUUUGGUGUAAGGAUGGGAGGGGGACCUGACAUAGUUUGGGAGCAGAGAUGAUUAAAUAGUGUUGUACCUAACUAGUAUUUCAAGGCAUACAGGAAAAUGUAGCACAUCUAUGCAGACUGGGAGCUUUUUUUGAAUUGUAGUAGAUGGAGCACUGGUCCUGGGAGUACUGCAGCCACUCUUGGAAACAACUCUGGAGAGCUGCGAGCACCACGUGGCAAACGAUGGAUUCAGCAGACAUGGCAAAAGCGGGCUUUUUUAAAGUGCAGAGUAUUUUAUUCAUGUGUGCUCACUCAUUAUCUUUAUUUUAUGGUGGAAUUUAGUCUGUAUACUGAAAAUAAAGUGAUUAUAUUUUCUCCUUUCCUAGAUGUA
This is a messenger RNA of Harpia harpyja (harpy eagle), 2615 nucleotides long. It is a transcript of the gene UBE2G2, whose product is annotated as ubiquitin conjugating enzyme E2 G2. The transcript has 7 exons. Lineage: Eukaryota; Metazoa; Chordata; Aves; Accipitriformes; Accipitridae. Bases 223 to 651 code for a protein of 142 amino acids. The record is from RefSeq and is a predicted model, not a curated record. Gene Ontology annotation, cellular component: endoplasmic reticulum; cytosol.